This is a messenger RNA of Opisthorchis viverrini, 2067 nucleotides long. RefSeq lists its product as hypothetical. Gene Ontology annotation, molecular function: protein-cysteine S-palmitoyltransferase activity. Gene Ontology annotation, cellular component: endoplasmic reticulum; Golgi apparatus. The transcript has 9 exons. The record is from RefSeq and is a predicted model, not a curated record. Gene Ontology annotation, biological process: peptidyl-L-cysteine S-palmitoylation; protein targeting to membrane. NCBI's taxonomy places the organism in Eukaryota, Metazoa, Platyhelminthes, Trematoda, Opisthorchiida, Opisthorchiidae. The coding region runs from base 1 to 1347 and encodes 448 amino acids.
AUGAACCCGACCUGCGCCUCUCGACUUCCCCUGUCUAGGCUUGGGCAACCUGGCAGUAUCGCAGCCCUCGUGCAACCUUCGGGUUUUAUAAGAGAUCGCCUCUGCUCACCUAUUUGGAUACCUCUAAAGGGAUCUUUUCCAGGAACGAUUCAAACCUCCGAAGAUCUCUCAAAGGAUCAACCUGUGAUGGUCCCAUCUGAAAGGUUACAGGGCAAGGAGAUUUCAUCCAUACGAAUUGAAAUCGGAUGGCAGGCGACCCACAGCCCUGAUUGGGAGAGUUUGAUUCGUUUGGUUGGCGUGAAUGCACAUAAGAGCCCAGUGCACCGGUCUCGGAUUCUGGUCUUUGUUGGAUUGGUAUUUUUCACCGUGGUGGUACUGGAACAGGCAGUCUCUCAGCCAAACCUCAUGAGACUGGACGGGAGUUAUCCUAGUUCGGGAGAGGUUGUCUCUUGGAAACGAGCUCAUGAGGAGUGCUACUUUACUUUGAAUUUGGGUCGUGCCAUUGCUGCUCCCAUAAUUGGUUUACUGUCUGUCUACCGGUGUUCAGUUAUGCAUCCGACUAUUGAACUGGCAGAUUUGGUUGUGAACAAUGGUAUGCGUCUUUAUUCGCCACGUAUUCUCCCAAAGAUUUAUAUGGUCGGAUUCCGAAUAUUUCUUGUUCAAUUUCAUUUGACCGCAUUGGAAACUGUCACAUUCAUUGACAUGGACAGUGAUGACGGACGUGUUGACUACUUAGAACGACUGGUUGUCCAGAAAUCCUUACCGAUCACCAUGCAUAACAAGCGGGGGACUGUUCCCUUUUGUGAUAUUUGCUUUCUCAUUAAACCAGACCGUACUCACCAUUGUUCCACAUGUGAGAAAUGCAUUCCUAAAAUGGAUCACCAUUGCCCAUGGAUCAACAAUUGUGUGGGCUUUCACAAUCAGAAGUACUUUGUCCUCUUUCUGUUCUAUGCGAUCUGCUACUGUCUGCUAUGCUCACUGGCUAGUUUUCCUUUCGUUCGACUUUUGAUCCAGGGACAAUUGGACCUCAGCACUGGUGGGAUGCAUGCUUUCUUUCUAUUUAUUAUCGCCUUGGUUUUUGCUCUCGCCGUGGGCAUCUUGUUGGGGUUCCAGAUGAUACUUGUGAUGAAGAAUAAACUCACUCUGGAAUUUCACCGACCUCCCAUUUUUCGUGAUGCUAGUCGGAGGGACUCGUUCGAUUUGGGUGUGAAACAGAAUAUGGCGCAAGUGUUUGGAAAUGAAUGGAGGCUAUGGUGUUUCCCGCUAUUCUCAAGCUUGGGAACAGGAUUCACCUUCCCGAUGCGCUCCAGUCUGCAACAUUCCGAUCGGGAGCCACUGUUAGCCUGAAUAUCGUGGAAUCUCUUGCGGUCGGGCCAAACACCAGAAGUCACUGUAGCCUUCAGAAACCGUUUGGAAAUAACGGGAACUUUUCAUAUUUGACCGGGUCUCAUUACAUCAGUCAAUCUUGCAUAUUGGGCGCGGCUGUAGAUCUCAGAGUUCGUUCUGUUUUCCUUAAUUUCACUUCAAUACUUCGAUAAAUAAAUUAUUCACGAAGGAAACUUUCAUCUGCAUCUGGUUCUCAUUCGUACCGCGUUGGUAACUUAUUUCAAAAUGCAUGUGAUGGUUUUUGCGGGAGGUGUAUUGUUCAGUUUCACAUCACUCUCGUUUUGAACAGUCGUCCUCCUGUCCUGGCGCAAUUAUUCAUGUGAAUCCACACCAAAGGGAGGGAAGCACUGGACUCGAGUUUCACUCAUGUUAGAGCUCAUCAGCAGUGCAUAUCUAAUGGCCGUGCCGGGGUUUGAACUCCGGACACCUGACAUGCGAGGCGAAAUAUUGUACGGUUUUUAUACGGUCUCAACGAAAACGGUAAACGUUGUGGGAUAUCUGGUCAUGUUGGAUUGCUUUGUGACCGGCCAAACCAAAACUCCUGCCUUUGUAUGGCUUUAUUGACGUUCGUUUUGCCCACAAACAAGCGAAUCAGUAGUCUUUCUUUGUUUGGACGUCGGUCGAAUCAGCCGUAAUGAGCGCAGUUCGCAGUUUUAUGACCAUAGCCACGUUCUGUCUCUG